Messenger RNA from Lachancea sp. 'fantastica', 1578 nucleotides. Lineage: Eukaryota; Fungi; Ascomycota; Saccharomycetes; Saccharomycetales; Saccharomycetaceae. The record is from the annotation of a GenBank genome assembly.
AUGUUUCUGAACGGACGACUGACACCAAAAUUAGCUGUGCUUCUGUGCUUGAUAGGACUGAUAUUAGAGUCGAUAUUUAUCAAGCACAUAACUGGUUUGGCAGAUAGAAGGAUUCUUUCCAAUAUUUACAAUUCCAGAAUUCGAAGCCAGAGCAUGUUGAGUAUUCAAAAAGAUAAAAAUCAUGAGGUCGAUUGCCGUGAUGACGGUUAUGUUGCUGGAGUUUACUACUCAAACUGGUCACCGUAUCCACCCAGAAAUCAUUUCCCGCACGAUAUUGACUUUCGGCAGAUUUCGCAUGUUUUUUAUUCGUUUUUCGUAGUGGACCCGCACUCAGGACAGUGCACCACAAGUGACGAGUAUUCUGACACUCAAUUGGACGUUUUCAAACAAAUGGAACAUACCUUCCACAAAUUGAAUCUUGGAAAUUCCAGCAAAGGCCAUUUGAACGAUAGUACAAGCAGGAAUUCGUUGCCCAUGGGUUGCUUGGGAGAACUAUUCUAUUUGAAAUACACCGAUUUUUUGAUAGCCAAAGGCGGUCCUUCAGGUGUCAACAAUUUCAAAACUAUAAUGUCUGUUGGCGGGUGGUCUAAUAGAGAAGCUUUCAAAGCUCUUGUUGCAGAUUCUGCGAAGCUGCAAACUUUUGUGGAUACUUGCGUUGAAAACAUGUUCAAGUUCGGUUUUGACGGUAUCGAUAUCGACUGGGAAUUCCCAGAAAACGACUCGCGAGAGCCGGCUGUUUUUUUGGAUUUAUUGAAAGCAUUGCGAACCAAGCUAAUUGACCUCGAGAAUGCUAUCUUUGGGUCUGAUGAUUCGCAUCAACAUUUUCUGUUGACUGCUGCUAUUUCAGCCGAUCCGUCAAUCUUAGAAUAUCUACCUCUCUCUCAGGCCAAUUCGUAUUUGGAUUACUUCAACUUGAUGGCCUACGAUUUUAGCGGAAGCUGGUCCGAGCAAACUGCAUAUCAAAGCAACCUCUACAAUUCUCAAGGGUCUCUUCAUCCCAGAGAUGGACUAACUACGAGCACUGGUCUUAGUGCGGACAAGACUAUCCAAAUGUUGACUCUCCAAUGCAAAGUACCCGCGAGUAAAAUUGUACUGGGAAUGCCAGCUUACGGUAGAGGAUUCAAGAAAGUCUCUUACCGAGACAGAAGCAGUACACUUGCUGUCAAUAGAACAUUCCACGGUGUUCAGGGCACAUCUAAGGGAGAAGAAGGAAUCUCACUCUACAAGUCUCUACCUGGUAAAGGAAAUCAAGAACUCUUCGAUGACAAUGCGGUAUCUGCAUUCUGCAUAAACUCCAAGCCUUUCAAAAAGUCUACCGAUCUAACGGUUUAUGAUAACCCUGCGUCAAUGCAGAAGAAAGCACAGUACGUCAAACAAAACAAACUGGCCGGGGGGUUUUGGUGGGAGUCUUGUGGCGAAAAUUACGCAGACCCAGAACGCUCACUAACAUUGCGCUUUAUCCAAGAGCUGAAGAGUAUCAAAAAGACAGAACCCACAAUUUACAAAGCGCCUCAAGUGGCCCACUACUAUAAUCUCCAUUUCAAAGAAGAAUUCCUGUCUUCAAUCCUACAGAAAUGA